AUGGCUAUUCUUGUAACAGGCGCAGGCGGCAAGACGUCGAAAGCAGUGAUACCCCAGCUCAAGGCUGCUGGGAUCCCCUUCGUCGUGGGAUCCACCCGCGGCGCCAGCGCAUCCGCGCCGGGCGCCGACGCCGUCAAGUUCGACUGGACGGACGCGUCGACCUACCCCCUCCCGUUCCAGCACGCGUUCCCCAGCGGCGAGAAGAUCACCGCCGUCUACAUCGUGCCCGGCCCCGUCGCGGACCCGUCCCGCGCCAUCAACGCCUUCGUCGACUACGCGCUGAAGGCGCAGGGCGUGCGGCGGUUCGUGAUGUGCGCGGGCGAGUCGCUGAAGAAGGGCGGCCCCUUCGUCGGGGAGGUGUGGUCCCACUUCGAGGACGUCGGCGCAGAGUACAUGGUCCUCCGCCCGACGUGGUUCCUGGAGAACUACUUGGACUGGUUCUAUCUGCCCCUCAAGAACGAGAACAAAAUCUACACGUGCGCCGGGGACGCGACCAUUGCCUUCGUGAGCGCGGAGGACAUCGCGGCGCUCGCCAUCAAAGGCCUCACCGCCGAGAAACCGUUCAACCGCGACUUCGCAGUCCACGGCCCGGAGCUGGUGACGCACGACCAGCUCGCCGAGAAAUUCAGCAGAGCCCUCGGGCGGACGAUCGAGCACGUCAGCCUCACGGAGGAGCAGCGGGCGGCGAUGCUCGCGGAGUCCGGGAUCCCCGCGGGGUUCGCGCAGUUCAUGGCCUUUCUGGAGGCGCACGCGCCGAACAAGGAACUCGACACGGCGGCGGCGGCGGUUACUGGGAAGAAGCUCGUGUCGUGCGAUGCGUUUAUCGAGAAGCACAAGGCGGUUUGGGUGUAG
This is a messenger RNA of Pleurotus ostreatus (oyster mushroom), 852 nucleotides long. RefSeq lists its product as uncharacterized. Lineage: Eukaryota; Fungi; Basidiomycota; Agaricomycetes; Agaricales; Pleurotaceae. The transcript is spliced from 3 exons. The coding region runs from base 1 to 852 and encodes 283 amino acids. The record is from RefSeq and is a predicted model, not a curated record.